Aspergillus nomiae NRRL 13137 is the source of this 1410-nucleotide messenger RNA. RefSeq names its product FAD dependent oxidoreductase. The transcript has a single exon. Bases 1 to 1410 code for a protein of 469 amino acids. Lineage: Eukaryota; Fungi; Ascomycota; Eurotiomycetes; Eurotiales; Aspergillaceae. Gene Ontology annotation, molecular function: oxidoreductase activity. The record is from RefSeq and is a predicted model, not a curated record.
AUGACCCUCUCGUUAUGCGCCCCCUGGCGCCUCCUACACGCCAUACUUCUCCUAAUCUCCCUCGUACAAGCCCAAUCCCCUUCAGAAGAAGAGUUCACUGCCGACAAUAUAGUAACGCGCGAUGUAUGCAUCCUCGGCGGCGGCGCAACAGGCGCCUACGCAGCGAUCCGCCUAAAAGACAUGAACAAAAGUGUAGUGGUCGUCGAACGCAACUCACGGCUCGGCGGGCAUGCCGAAACCCUCUACGUAGAGAACGGUGGCCAUGUCGAUUACGGCGUUCAAGGCGUCUUCAACACCAAUAUCUCGAGGAAUUUCUUCAAUCGCCUCGGCGUGCAAUCGAAACCGCUGACCCCAGGCUCCCUCGUUAACAAAUACGUCAACUUCAAAACCGGACACGAGGUCCCUCCUCCAGCUGGCAUUCUCGACACCGUCGCCGCCCUCCUUGUCUACCGGUCUGCAAUCCAGAAAUUCGACUACCUCAAGGAUGGCGUCUACAACCUUCCCGACCCCGUGCCGGAAGAGCUCCUCUGGCCGUUUAGCCAGUUCGUCGAGAAAUACAAGUUCGAAGGGGCGCUAAGCGUCAUAUACACCUUCGCCAAUGCGUUGGGCGAUAUGCUCGCCACCCCGACGCUAUAUGUCAUCCAAGCAUUCGGCAUCGCACAUAUAGACAUCUUCCUGCAGGGGGGAUACAUCACGCCGAACAACGGGAUGUAUGAACUCUACCGCAAGGCCGGCGAGGUACUCGACAGCGAUGUUCUCUACAACAGCAAAGCCACUCACACCAGACGCUCAGACACUGGAAUCAAGAUACUCACGCAAGACACGUCGGGAAAGAAAACACUCAUCGAAGCGAAAAAGCUCCUCGUCACCAUCCCCCCGACUCCCGAGAAUCUGAAAAGCCUCGACCUCGUCCCAGAAGAAACAUCACUCUUCGCCAAGCUCUUCUGGAAAACAUACUACGUUGCUGUCCUCAAGAACACGGGAAUCCCCAACGACAUCAACGUCCAGAAUGUCGACCCGGACGAGAAACCGGGGAAUCUGCCGCGCGCCCCCUUCCAAUGGGCGCUCCAGGAUAUGGGUCCCAAUAACUAUCUCGCGAGUAAGAUCGUCGGGGAUAUGAACUUCACGGACUCGCAGGCCCGGGAACUCAUUAUGGGGGAUUUACACCGCAUGGCGACGGCGGGGACGUUUGCUAUCCAGGAGGAUUGGGAGAUGGCGGUGUUUGGGAGCCAUGUUCCGACGUCGAUGAUGGUGGGGGUGGAGGACGUACAGGAUGGGUUUUACAGGAAGGUUUAUGGGUUGCAGGGUCAGAGGAGCACGUUUUGGACGGGGUUGACUCUUGCUUCGGAUUAUUCGGCUUUGUUGUGGCAGUAUACGGAUUCUGUUGUGGGGAAGAUGUUUGGAGGGUGA